UAGGGCUGUAACUGCUGUGAAGCUAAGGUUGAAAUGUCAUUGUUGUCCCUCCUUUCACUGACAAGUUUGGCCCACACACAGGCGCUCUAACUCCCCACCGAGAUAACCAGACAUCCAAAUCGAUUCCCUUUUGCCUUCUUCCAUCCAAAUCGAGCACGCUGAAACCCUAGCGUCAAGGCAGCCCAUGGCGGCGGCGGCGCCUGCGGUGGGUCAAGGCAGGCGGUGCGCACAGGGGCAACGCAGGCGCGCGGCCUCGUCUGGGCGGGCAGCUGCGCCUCAGGAGCGCGAGCGCGUGGGGCAACGGCCGUGGCUCCGGUGGCCAGCCCACGUGGGGCGGGGCGACCGCGCCUAGUGGGCUAGCACGGGGGCGUGCGGCCGCGCGUGGGGCCCACCGCACCGGCAGCAGACAUCCCGCGGGGGCUGCUGCUCCUGGAAGCUGUUCGCCGUGCUGGGUGACCAUGGCGCCUACAGAUGCAACUCCAUCUUGGCUUGAACCAGGGUAAGAAACCUUCCCCUUUCUGUGUAUGAAUUGUUUGAGACUGGCAUUAGAUGAUUCGUAGUAGAAAUUGUUUGCACUUGUAUCUUUUGAUGCCAACUUGAUUUACAGGAUGGACCCUAAGUCAAGUUAUUUGUUGGAAAUAAGACUUGCUUGCAAUCCUAGAACUAGAAAGGAGGUUUCUUGCUUUGUUGUUAGUAAGGUUGUAGAUGGACAUAAUUGGAUCUAUCCAGUUGCUCUUGGAGUGUUUGACUCUGAAACAAGUGAAAACUGGGGCUGGUUUAUGGAAAAACUUAGAGAUGCCAUAGGUACACCACCUGGUAUGGCUAUAUGUACAGAUGCUGGACAAGCUGUGAUGGGUGCAGUGAAAGAUGUCUUUCCAUCAGCUAAACAUAGAGAGUGCAUGUUCCAUUUAGUGUACAACUUCAAGAGAAGGUACAGCGGUAAGGUAUUUGACGACCAUCUAUGGGCUGCAGCUUAUUCAUGGUCUCCAUAUUUCUUUGAGAAGAAUUGGAAAGCAAUGGAAGAGGCUAGAGCAGAUGCAAUGGAUUACAUAAGGCAGAGCCAUAAAAGGAUAUGGACAAGAAGCCAAUUUUUAACUCAUUGCAAGGUAGACUAUGUCACUAACAAUCUAGUAGAGAGUUUUAAUAAUUGGAUAAAGCACUACAAAGGUUUAAAUUUGGAUGAUUUUAUGGACAAGAUCAGACAACUUCUCAUGGAAAAGUGGGAUGCAAGGAGGACAGCAUCCAGGAAGAUUGAUGGAGAUAUUUUGCAACACAUCAGGAAAAAGUUAAAGGAGCAGAGCUUCAAUUUGGAUAUGGAUGUGUCUAGAUGCUCAGAUGAAAUUGCUGAAGUGUGUGCUAAAGGAAGCAAUGGCUACAGGUGUGUGGUGAACCUACAAGAAAAAACUUGUUCUUUGUAGAAAAUAUCAGGUCUCGGGCAUUCCAUGCUUACAUGCUAUAGCCUUCAUCACUUCAAUAAGAGAACCUUUGGAGAAGUAUGUUCACCCAUAUUAUUCAUUUGAGAGGUUUAGAGCUGCAUAUGAGAAUCUGAUCCCUGCGCUCACCGGCAAGUCCGAGUGGCAACAAUCUGACCAUGGCUUCUUCAUGUAUCUACCUAUUCUCAAAGCUGUCGCUGGUAGAAGAAAGAAGGAGAGGUUCAAAGGAGCUGCUGAGAGUAGUGGCAGUACAACACGCAAGAAAGGGCAGCAUAGAUGCGAUAUUUGCCAAGGAUUUGGACACCAUUGGAACACAUGUAAAAAUGGUGACCCAGCUGACAUAGCAGCCAUGCUAGCCGAGAGGGGGCCUCCUAAGAAGAAAAAGAAGCAAAGCACAAAACAUGUUCAAGAAUCAAUCGAGAGCAGUAUUAUAGUUGCUGGCUCAACUUCUUCAGGGCCCACACCCAUGUGUUUUCCACCAAGCCAAGCAAGCUCCAAAUUAAGUUCUGGAAGGUCAGGAUGUGACUCCAGCCAGCCUGAACCACUCUCCAUCGAGUACCCUUUACCUUGUCAAACAACAACUGAUACCUCCAAGCAAGAUAACCAAAAUGCACAACGGAAGGGAAAGGCAACAAAGACCAAGGCUAAGAAGCAGCAAAACUUGGUGCCACCUCAUAGUCCUGCAAUGUGUACCAGAAGCAAGGCUCCUAAUAGCCCAGCCAGCCCAGCAAUGAGCACUAGAAGCAAGAGAAAAAUUCUGGACUAAAUGUCCAGCUAUGGCUUGUGGACGUUAUUUUGCUUGUUUUGUAAAGUCUGUGUGAUGAGGUUUGCAUGACUUUUGUGAUGAGAACCUUCUCAUUCUGCUUUGUACAAAAUCGUGGUCCUCAUGUGGUCUGUGUAAGAGCUCUCUGUGUGUAAUGAUCCUUCGGUUGCUACUCACUUUGGUUGUAUGUGAUGGGAAUCAGACACCCAUUUGGUCAGAUGAAACGUUUAACAUGCAUGAAAAAUUGCUACUAAGCAUUUAUGUGAGAUAUUUGCCACUUGUAUUUAGUUUCA
Messenger RNA from Panicum hallii, 2489 nucleotides. RefSeq lists its product as uncharacterized. The transcript has 4 exons. Lineage: Eukaryota; Viridiplantae; Streptophyta; Magnoliopsida; Poales; Poaceae. The coding region runs from base 1603 to 2199 and encodes 198 amino acids. The record is from RefSeq and is a predicted model, not a curated record.